Anopheles marshallii is the source of this 768-nucleotide messenger RNA. RefSeq lists its product as uncharacterized. The transcript has 2 exons. The coding region runs from base 1 to 768 and encodes 255 amino acids. Lineage: Eukaryota; Metazoa; Arthropoda; Insecta; Diptera; Culicidae. The record is from RefSeq and is a predicted model, not a curated record.
AUGAAGCGCAUCUUUCAAUACCAUCCACCAACGAUUUGCUACGACAAACCAACCGCCGCUACUGUAUCGAAAGAUGACUACGACAACCGAAGACAACGGGCACUGGCCGGUACACAAGUGCAGGAGCUGAUUGUACCGAAAAAAUCGGCCCGCACGUGGACGAUGCGUGCCGGUGAUUUAUGUCGCGUCUCACUACCGGAAGGUUCGCAGGUCGGUGAUCUUAAUCUGUGGAACCUGGAAAACCCACGGAAGGAACGGUUCUAUUCGGGCAAAACGAGACAGAUUCAUUCGACGCACCUGAAAACGUACGAUCGGCUGUGGAGUUGCUUUCCGUACCUUCGACCGAUGGCCACGUUUGUGAAGGAUUCGCUCGAAGAGUAUGGCAUCGAUCGGGACGGUGGUUCGCUGCACGAUGUAGCCGGGACGAGAUGCGACGACUACAUUUACAAGCUCAUCACCGGAGAGGAUCGUUACGGCAGCUGCCACAGCUACCUGACAGAAGCGGUGAGGGAGCAUGGAUUAGCGGAGGAGGACGUGCACGAUACGUGGAACAUAUUCAUGUGCACCGGAUUUACGAGAGACACGCAACAAUACUUCUGUAAACCAAGCCCAGCACGGAAGGGUGAUUUCAUUGAGUUUCUGGCUGAAAUGAAUCUCCUCGUAGCUCUCAGUGCCUGUCCACAGGGCGAUGUUUCCAUACAAGUGGGCCAGAAAGUACCGGAUGAAAAAUGUUUCCCUAUGAAGGUGGAAGUUUUCCGAGCAGUCUAA